UUCAGGCACUGUAGCGUUGGUCGAGGAGGGAUCUCCGGGGUGCGCGAUCUCCCGCAAUAACACCGCCCGCAUGUGGCACCGUGAUGGCAGGACUGGGGCGAUGAUGUCGACCAUUUGCGCGCCGGUAUUGGGCCUGUAAGGGCACAUGGGUGGGUUUGUUUGGAUGUUUUUCUAUUGUUUCAUGCUCUUGUCGCAGUCUUUGCUCUCUCCACUCUCAUUACACUCUAGAAAGACUUGUAUACACGGACCACACCACAGACCACAGUAAUCGCAAUGCAGAAGGUCCUCCAGACUGGGCUGGCCUCUGGCCUGUCCGCUACGUCAGGCAUCCACUCCAACAAACCCAACCCCAUGCCAGACGACCAUGACAACACCCGUGACCUGCUCCCCUCCAGCUUCAUUCCCCAAGGCGUGCCCAAAGACAAAGUCCUCUACAAAGGCAAACACCACAACGUCGAAGCCUCCCGCAUCUGCAUCGGCGCCUGGCCAUGGGGCGAUACGGCAACCUGGCACUGGGACGACUCGGAAAUGGGUCCCCUCAAACAAGCCUGGCAGACCUGCCUCCGCCACGGCGUAAACCACAUCGACACCGCCCAAGUCUACGGCUCGGGCGAAAGCGAGCGCAUCUGCGGCCAACUCGUCUCGGGGAUGAACCGGAACGACUUCGUCAUGCAGACGAAAUGGUGGGUGCUCCCCGCGGACUCGAAGAACAUCCUGCACCCGCAAGACGCACCGCUGGUCAAACUCAAACAAACCCUCGAACGACUGCAGAUGGAGAGCAUCGAUGUCUACCUCGUCCACGGCCACAUCCACCACCAAUCCAUCUCCACCGUCGCCAAAUCGCUCGCCGAAUGCGUGGACCAAGGCCUGACGAAGACUGUGGGGGUAGCGAAUUACAGCGAGAAAGACAUGCUCGCCAUGCGCGACGAACUGGCCAAAUACGACGUCCCCCUCGCAGUGAAUCAAUGCGAGUACUCCCUCCUCCGCCGCAUCCCGGAAACCUCGGGCCUCCUCUCCGCGUGCAAACAAAACGACAUCGUCUUCCAAUCCUACUCCUCCCUCGCCCAAGGAAGAUUAUCAGGGAAGUACGACCGCUGGCACGAGCCACCGAAAGAAUACCGGUUCUCCUCGUAUCCCAUGAAGGAGAUUGAGCCGACGCUGGAGGUGCUGAAGCGGAUCGCGGAGAGGCAUGGUACCAGUGUCGCGUCGGUGGCGUUGAAUUAUAAUUUGUGCCACGGGAUUGUGCCGGUGGUUGGGGUGAGGAAGCCGGAGCAGGCGGAGGAUAACUGUCGGGCGUUGGGGUGGAGGUUGAGUGGGGAGGAGAUUGCGGAGUUGGACAAGGUGAGCUUUGAGGGGAAGACUACUAGUUUGUGGCAGCAGGGGUAGGAUGUAUUGAGUGAAUGGUUUGAAUGGUACCAGUAUGCUCAAUUCCGUGAGGC
Molecule: messenger RNA, 1439 nt
Organism: Baudoinia panamericana UAMH 10762
Lineage: Eukaryota; Fungi; Ascomycota; Dothideomycetes; Mycosphaerellales; Teratosphaeriaceae
Exons: 1
Coding region: 274-1386 (370 amino acids)
Molecular function (GO): oxidoreductase activity
Source: RefSeq, a predicted model, not a curated record